This is a messenger RNA of Trypanosoma theileri, 621 nucleotides long. Its product is annotated as signal peptidase type I. Lineage: Eukaryota; Euglenozoa; Kinetoplastea; Trypanosomatida; Trypanosomatidae. The transcript has a single exon. Gene Ontology annotation, cellular component: signal peptidase complex; membrane. Bases 1 to 621 code for a protein of 206 amino acids. Gene Ontology annotation, molecular function: serine-type endopeptidase activity. The record is from RefSeq and is a predicted model, not a curated record.
AUGAGUUCCCAGCCUACAUAUAUGGAAUCCCCUACAGUGCCACUCAUUCAUAGACACAAAAUGCACACUCCAGAUACACGAAAAUCCGGUCUUAUGGGGAAAAUCCGUGAUUUUUUAAAACAAACAGCUAUUGCCCUUAGUGAUACGCGUGGACUUGUUACUGUAGUGAUGGUCUGCACUCUCUUCUUUGUUGGUUGGCGUGCGGCUGGAAUUUUAUUAAACUGUGAAAACCCACUCGUUGUGGUUCUCUCUGGUAGUAUGGAGCCCGCCUAUUAUCGUGGAGAUCUGCUGCUUCUACACAAGGCCACACCUAUCACUAUUUCCGAUGUGAUUGUCUUUUCACUACCCAAUCGAACUGUGCCGAUUGUCCACCGUGUGCAUCGCAUGCAUGAGGAUGGUGGAGUGCAAUUGUUUCUCACAAAAGGUGAUAAUAAUGAGUUUGAUGAUCGCACAUUAUAUCCGGAUGGAUAUCAGUGGGUGAAGAAGGAAGAUAUUAUUGGAAAAGUCUUUCUCAUCAUUCCACAUGCCGGCUUUCUAACACUUAUAGCAGAGGAUAAACCAUGGUUUAAGGGAGUCGUGCUGAUUGCAUCUUUACUAUGGGGAUGGAUGGCAGGAGUGUGA